AUGUUGGGUUCCUUAAGGGUAAUACAUGGCGGUGUUAUUCGCCUCGUAGCACCUACUUCUUCUAUGUUAAAGAACAUGACAUCUGGACAACAAAUUCUUACUUCAAGAAAUAUUGUUAUUAAAAGUCAUUUAGAUUUACCAGAAGACUACCCAGAACCAUUUCCAUACAAAGAAAAACGUCUCGAUUUUUUAACAUGUAUGUUAGAUGGCACAAAGAAACGUUUUAAUCAAAAUUCUCGGCUUAUUGUUGUUGAAGGAAAUGAAGGUUGUGAAAAAAGUCAUGUAGCCAAAGAAUUAGCUGAUCAAUUUGGAAUGUUAUAUAUGCCUGAAUUCAAAAUGGAAGAUAUUCUCAUAGAUAGAUACAAAAAUGAUCUUCGUGAUUACUACCAUCUUUUUCCAAAGUCGUUUAGAAUUCCUGAUGAACAAAUGUUUUAUAAAAACCCUUUUAGCGAUUUGACUGCUGUUAUGCGUGAAAGAAUUUUCCAUUGCAAGUUUGAUCAAUACCUUAAUGCAUUAGCUCAUAUUCUUAAUACUGGACAGGGUGUUGUUCUCGAACAUACUCCACAUUCUGAUUUUGUUUUUAUUAAUGCUUUGAAAGCUAAAAAUUACAUUGGUAUUGAAUUUUUUAAACAUUACUAUUACCUGAGAAAAUGUGGAAUUCCAGAAUUAAAUUUUUGGCCACAUUUAGUUGUUUAUCUUGAUAAACCAGUUCAAAAGUGUCUUGAAAAUAUUAAGAAAUCAGGAAAUGAUGACAAAAUAGCAACAAUUGAUGAAGUAUAUCUUAAAACAAUUCAAGAUUCAUACAAAGAUUGUCUUCGUGAAUAUCAAAAAUAUUCUAAAAUUCUUGCAUAUGAUUGGAGUAAUGAAGGAAAUACAGAUAUUAUUGUUGAGGAUAUUGAACGUGUAGACUUUGACUUUCAUGAAUGGCAUUCAAAUGAAAUUUUUGAGCAAUGGUUUGAACCAGUUGACGAAGCGCAAUGGGCUAUUUGGAGAAUGCAUGUAACGGAAAAAACUAAAGCUCGAGUUAAAGCUUUUAGUGGUAUUUCAACACAUGAAGUUGGUGAACUUUACAUUAAUCCUCGUGAUGCUGCUCACUUUAUUAAUGUGAUGAAAAGAGAAGUUCUUAAAAGUCCUUAUGGUUAUGGAUAUAUUAAAGAACGUGGUGAUAAAAUACAUUAUAAAAACAUAACUGGUUUUAGUCAUCAACUUCCCGAAGUAUGGUAUGAUUACUAUUUUAAAGAAGCGUAUUAUGAUAAAUGUAUAACUCAUGAAAGUUGUAUUGACCAUAAAGCAGUACAUUAUGAUCCUGAUUACCUUCAUCAUCAUUAG
Strongyloides ratti is the source of this 1329-nucleotide messenger RNA. Its product is annotated as NADH dehydrogenase [ubiquinone] 1 alpha subcomplex subunit 10, mitochondrial. NCBI's taxonomy places the organism in Eukaryota, Metazoa, Nematoda, Chromadorea, Rhabditida, Strongyloididae. Gene Ontology annotation, biological process: mitochondrial electron transport, NADH to ubiquinone. The transcript has 2 exons. The coding region runs from base 1 to 1329 and encodes 442 amino acids. Gene Ontology annotation, cellular component: cytoplasm. The record is from RefSeq and is a predicted model, not a curated record.